GGCACUAUAGAAUAUUUCGUCAGGGUCACGCCGCAAAGCGUAAUUUUAGUAAAUUCUUGUAUGGAGGAUUUACGUUUGUCCUUCUGAAAUGCUCUGCGUUGUAAAAACGUGUUCCUGACAGUGUGCAAGCAUGCCGCACUUGGCUCUGGGUAGGCACGUAUACUUGAACGUUGCGGAUCUGUGGCAGCACUACAGCAGAAGUAGAAGCAGCCAUUCGCAAGAAAAAUCUGGGAACAGUCGCAGCUCUGGCGGUGAUAGUGGCACUAUUGCUGGUAGUGGCACCGGCAGCGGGAGUGGAACUGAUAGUUCACGUUCGGGAGUUGGAGACGCAUCAACGAUGGGUGAGACACAGUCGGCGCUGCCUGGAGAUGGCAACAUUACGUCGGCUCACAGCCCGACGAAGAAACAUCCGAUAACGAACGACUACAAACUAUCGAGGAAAGUUUUAGGUGUUGGAAUCAACGGCAAGGUGUUGAAGUGUACCUCGAAAGCAACCGGAAAACAGUUUGCGUUAAAGAUACUGAAGGAUUCAGCUAAGGCGCGGCGGGAGGUGGAGAUGCACUGGUGUGCGUCAAGCUGUCCACACGUAGUUCGUAUCUUCGACGUCUACGAGAAUGUUUACAGUGGCAACCGCUGCCUCCUCAUCAUUAUGGAACUCAUGGAGGGAGGAGAGCUGUUCAGCCGCAUCCAGCAGAGGGCCGACUGCGCAUUCACUGAGAGAGAGGCUGCAUCGAUUGUGAGACAGAUAGCAGAAGCCAUAUCAUACUUGCACAGAAUGAAGAUUGCACAUCGGGAUCUGAAGGUGUGGAAUGGAAUGGAAUUGAAGCCUGAGAACCUGCUAUACAGCAGCAAGCAGCCGUCUGCCGUGCUGAAACUGACCGACUUUGGGUUCGCGAAGGAAGUGAAGGCAGACUUCAAGUCGCUGCAGACGCCCUGCUAUACGCCCUACUACGCCGCUCCUGAGGUUCUUGGACCGGAGAAAUAUGACUUCUCGUGCGACCUGUGGUCGCUAGGUGUCAUCACCUACAUCCUACUGUGUGGAUACCCCCCAUUCUACAGCGCGCACGGGGCAGCGAUGUCACCCGGAAUGAAGAAGAAGAUACGGUCCGGUCAGUACGACUUUCCUGAUCCGGAGUGGAAACAAGUUUCGCCCCAGGCGAUAGAGUUGAUAAAGGGGCUUCUGAAGACAGACCCGGCCAAGCGACUGGACAUACAAGACGUCAUGCGACACAAGUGGAUAGCUGAGCACACACUUGUUCCUGCCACACCACUAGCAGCCCCGAAGGUGCUAAAGGAAGAGGCUGACAACUGGGAGGAAGUUCAGGAGGAGCUGACAUGCGCACUGCACGCGAUGCGCGUUGACCCGGACACAAAGCCGAUCAAGCCGAUCACGGAGUCGACGAACAAUGCUCUGCUGAACAAGCGGCUCAAGAAGCAGCAGCAGCAGCAGCAGCAGCAGAUGCCGCAACGUGACGUCACGACGACGACUAACUUGUCGUCGCUGCCACCCACGGGACGACCCAAGUAGCAAGCUGCAAGCAGAUGCACAACCCUGCGCGGGGGCGCCACUGCUACGACCGAUUCUCAGGAGUGGUGCCGCUACCGUGUGCCGAGUCGCCGGUUGUAAAUGACAGUGAAGUGCAGGGUGCGUGCACGUGUGAAGUGCGGAUGGAGGCUUGCUGGUGGGCUUGCAUGCGUGGGGCUACACAAUGUUUCUUGUGAUAAGUAGAAUUGUAUGUGCUCGUGUUUCUGUCAUGUUUCCAUGUAUGCUGACCACAGGCAUGUAGCUGAUCUUUAUGGGUGUGCCUGUGCGUGCGUGCGUGCAUCGUGUGUGUGUGUGUGUGUGCGUGCGUGCGUGCGUGCGUGUCUGUGUCUGUGUUCAUAUGUGUGUUUGUGUAAUAGAGAGAGACAGAUAGAAAUUCGUGGGUCAGAGAUAUGUGGCUGACAGAAGUGGGAGACAGAGCUGAGACAUGCCUGAACUAAUGGGUAAACGUUCCUCUAAUAUGACUGAAACCUUGACAAGGCUACCUUGAGACACAGCUGAGUCCUGGUGGAGAACAGAACAGCAGUAAAUAGGGAAGAGUGAAAAGCCUAGUGCCACAGUAUAGUGAUACCUGCUCAAAACAUUUCUCGUAUGCAGUCACUGGCAGCGACGUUACCAUGGUUACUGGAGCUGUCUUGUCAAAUAUAUUCUUUUACUAGAGUUCUGAUUUUGUUUAUCGUCCGUCAAUGGUGCAUGCAUCGUUGUGGUAUUAUCUGUUUCAUUUCAUAUUUUCCCAGUAGGUGGGGCUAGUACGCAGCCGUAAGUGAAAGUCGGGUAGGUUGCGGUGAUUUGUGAAGCGGUGAUUUAUGAAGCGUGAGUCUGGUUACGUGUUUUAACGGAGGAAUUUUGUUUGUGGCACUGAAAAUACCACUUUUAAGUAAAUGUGACGUAUGCACCUUGCGUCCUGUAUGCCUCGGGUAUCUGGGGCCCCAGUUGAUCUGCCAGAUGUCUAGCGGGUCAAUUGUGUGUUAACUUGUAAUAUGAUUAGAUGGUGUGGACCAAUUCGCCCAAUGUCGAGUAAAUGUUUGCGUGGUAAUAAUGAAUGCCUUAAUUUAGUAUAUCGUAUUAUUAUCAGAAAUGAAAUAAACAGUGUAUGUAUACAGCAAAAAUA
Molecule: messenger RNA, 2654 nt
Organism: Priapulus caudatus
Lineage: Eukaryota; Metazoa; Priapulida; Priapulimorpha; Priapulimorphida; Priapulidae
Product: MAP kinase-activated protein kinase 2-like
Exons: 10
Coding region: 131-1528 (465 amino acids)
Biological process (GO): protein autophosphorylation; intracellular signal transduction; peptidyl-serine phosphorylation
Cellular component (GO): cytoplasm; nucleus
Molecular function (GO): ATP binding; calmodulin binding; calcium-dependent protein serine/threonine kinase activity
Source: RefSeq, a predicted model, not a curated record